GAUAGUCUGUGGCGAAAGCAUUUUCCUUUCUUGGGGGCAGUGGUUCCGCUUGGCGCUCGCAGAACCAGAACCCAAUUUUUCUUAUUAUUUGUAAAACAGGAGAGAGAGAGAGAGAAUGGCAAGCGCCCUCUUGUCCACCGGUCUCUUCGUCCCGUUAAAAAAUAGAGGAGAAACUGGUGGGUUCUGCUUGUGGAAUUCCAGGAGCUCAAUUCAUGGCGAGUUGCUUUCCAAAGCCAAUCUAGUGAAGAGGGAAAUUAGCAGCGACGCGAGGGGACGCCUUGUGAUUGCCUCCGUGCUUGGGAGGAAGGUCACCCGGAGAGAGACUGUAGUUCCUGACCCUGAUUAUAGAAUACCCAUUGUCUUACUUGGUAUGGCUGGUGGAUUAGCCUAUACAAACAAUCUGUUACCUGCUGCCCCUGUUGGUCUACUUGGGCUGCUCUUAUUAUUUCAGACUACUAGAGUGAGAUUUGUCUUUGAUGAUGAGGCUCUGGAGGUGAAAGUUGGAGAGGAGCUUCAACAAUCAGGUGAAAAUGUCUUCGUAGGAGGGAAAAAUCGGUGGAAAUACUCUACCUUUGUGAAUUGGGAGCUCUGGUGGCCAAAUUUUCCUGUCCUUGUGUACUUCAAAGAGACACAAACAAAGCCUGAGGGACAAGUGCACUUCUUUCCAGUAAUUUUUAAUGGGAAGCAACUGUAUGAUGUCAUGGUGGAGAGAGCUGGUCCUUCAAAAACAAGCGGGCCAAAAUAAUGCUAAAAGAGUUUAUGCAUCAAGCUAUGCCAUAUUAUGUGGGACUUCAAAUUGACGAGGAAAUGCUUCAGAGUGCUCGGUUAAUUGAAGAUUCACUAUGAGAGUUACGUGAAAGACAGUUUUCUCAUGUGCAUAUGUACCUAUGUAUGUUUUCUUCCGGAAUGGUUGUAGCCAGUUCGAGUUCAAUGUACCUUUGUACAUCACAAACGAGAAAGAAAUCUGUAUAUUUAUAACGCUCCUCUAAUUGUUUACAUGGAUCAUGUCCCCUCGUAUCUUGUAACCACAUCCAACUUUUUUAUGCAUGGAGUUGUCGUGA
Eucalyptus grandis is the source of this 1061-nucleotide messenger RNA. RefSeq lists its product as uncharacterized. The transcript has 9 exons. NCBI's taxonomy places the organism in Eukaryota, Viridiplantae, Streptophyta, Magnoliopsida, Myrtales, Myrtaceae. The record is from RefSeq and is a predicted model, not a curated record. The coding region runs from base 116 to 745 and encodes 209 amino acids.